UCCGCGGCAGAGGGAGGCGCGGUGAGCUGCGCUGGGAGCGCCGCUGCCGGGACCUGUGAGGAGCCCGCGGCUGAGUCCGGAAGCCGCGCCAUGGAUUUGGUGAGCUUCGAGGAUGUGGCUGUGCACUUCAGCCUGGAGGAGUGGGCUUUGCUGGAUCCUUCCCAGAAGAGCCUGUACAGAGACGUGAUGCAGGAGACCUGCAGGAACCUCGCUGCAGUAGGAUAUAUAUGGGAAGAACAGAAUGUUGAAGAUGACUGCAAAACUUUUGGAAGAAAUCAAAGGCAUAUCAUUCCUCACUCUGAAUAUACACCGUUUGAGCAAGAGGAACGUAGGAACAAGCUGUACGAUUCCAGUUCUCUCGCAAGUAGUCAGGGACUCCUGGGUGCUCACACUGUGAAUGGACCUUGUGAAUGUGAGGUAUGUUUAAAAUCCUUUGGUCUUCCGAGUACCUUUGGAGCAUAUCACCAAACUCACAGUGGACAAAACUUCUAUGACUACAAGGACUGUGGAAAGGCUUCUGUUUAUUAUAGCUCACUUUACACACAUGGAGGAACUCACACUGUAAGAAAAUGUUAUGAGUGUAACCAGUGUGGUAAAGUUCUGAGUUCUUCCAGUUCCCUUCAAAGGCACGAGAGAAUUCACACAGGAGAAAGACCCUAUAAAUGUAACCAGUGUGGCAAAGCUUUGAGUUCUUCUACUUCACUUCAAAGACACGAGAGAAUUCACACAGGAGAAAGACCCUAUAAAUGUAACCAGUGCGGUAAGGCCUUUAGAUGCCACAGUGCCCUUCAGUUACAUGAAAGAAUUCACACUGGAGAAAAGCCCUAUGAGUGUCAGCAGUGUGGGAAGGCCUUCACAUGCCACAGUUACCUUCGGUUACAUGAGAGGACUCAUACUGGAGAGAAACCCUAUGAGUGUAAACAGUGCGGGAAAGCCUUCCGAUGUCAAACUUCCUAUCACAGGCAUAAAAUUAUUCACGGUGGAGAAACAUUCUAUGAAUGUAAACAAUGUAGUAGGCUCUUCAUUUACCCCUCUUUACUUCAGAUGCAUGAAAGAACUCACACGAGUGACAGACCAUACAAAUGUAAAGAGUGCGGUAAGUCAUUUCUCUAUCCCUCUUUACUCCAAAUGCACGAAAGAACUCACACUGGUGAAAAGCCUUAUGAGUGUAAACAGUGCGGUACAGCUUUUAGACAUCACUCUUCCCUUCGAUUGCAUGAAAGAACUCAUACAGGAGAGAAGCCUUAUGAAUGUCAACAGUGUGGGAAAGCCUUUACUCGUCACACUUCCCUUCGGUUACAUGAAAUUACUCACACUGGAGAGAAACCAUAUAAAUGUAAGGAAUGUGGUAAAGCCUUUAGACAUCACUCUUCCCUUCGAUUGCAUGGAAGAAUUCAUAGUGGAGAGAGACCCUAUGAAUGUAAACAGUGUGAUAAAGCCUUUAUACGUUACAGUUACCUUCGAUUACAUGAAAGAACACACACAGGAGAAAAACCUUAUGAAUGCAAACAAUGUGGGAAAGCCUUCAGCCGUCAUAGUUCCUUUCAGAGACAUAAAUCUAUUCAUGCUGUGGAAACCCCCUAUGAAUGUCAGCAGUAUCUAAUUCCUUUAUCUCUGUUUCCUCCAAAUACAUCAGACACCUCAUACUGGUGAAAAAUGAAUAUGAACACACCAUGAAUAUAAACAGUGUGUUUAAGUGUUUAUCCUUAUCCACUUAAAACACAUGUAAGAACCGAAGAUGUCAUGUGAUAAAGCCUUAUUCACAUAAAUGAUAUGAUUUAGACUUCAGAGGAAUGAAGGAAUUCAUGCUGGGCACAAUUUCUACAAUUAUGUGGUAAGUCCUGUACUGGCCACUCUUGCUUUCCCAGAAACAGAUUAACCAUGCUGGGGAAAUGCCUUAUGAAUGGAAACAGUAUGGUCAUUCUUUUAUUCAUAUUUGCUUCAAACACAUGAAAAACUUAAGAUACAAAAUGCUGUGAAUGUCAAUAGUGUGCUGAAGCCUUCAGGAGCUGCAAGGUCCUUUUGAUAACAUAAAAGACAUCUUACUGGAGGGAAAAAAUCCCCAUGAUGUUUAGAUGUCAUCGCUCCCACAGAGUCCAUGAAUGAACUCCUUUUGGAAACAAUGCCUGUGGGUGGAGACAAAGCUGACACCUUCACGCUCAUGGCUCCUUUCAGAGACGUACAACGAUUGAUGGUGAGACAGAGCCUUAUACAUAGAAAGAAUAUGGUGAGUUUCUGGAUGCCAGGAGAUGGACAGACAUUUUUGUCAGUAGUGUAGCUACUUGUAAGUUGGCUGUGUUCAAUUAGCUCAAUUAAAGUCAUUGGUUCCCCAGGCGGCACUUCGGUGGAAUCAUUUCUUUGCUUCUAGCCUUGGUGCCCUAUCUAGGGUGAAUAGACAUUUGUUCACAGAAAAUGUUCACACAGCACUUGACGUCUGAAUGUGCGGCACAAUGGAACCAAAGACGAGUUUGAGAGGAGCACUUGUCAUGCCUCUGCUGUGGGUGAUGAGACGCGCCACUGAAGGGAAGCUCUCUGUGGCUGAGUGUCUGCAGAGUUAGUUCUGAAACUGCUGUCCUCUCCAGUGUGCCAUGGGACGGUGCCUUCUUGUUGAGGUACCAGUCACUGUACUGUGCAACUCCUGUGGAGUAUGGAGUGGCUCAUUUCUGUGACAAAUGAAGUUUGCCACAUGAAUGUAUGGAUACAGCCUCAUACAGCUGUCGUGUUAAGAGUAUAUUGCAGUUCCUGUAAGUAGCACAGAUGGAAAGGAUUAAGUAGGCAUCAGCUGCAUCUGUGGCCAGUAAGGCUUACCUGUCUGCUAACAUGAACUUCCUUCUAAUGGAAGAAUUGAGGAAAAGAUGUGCAGACGCUGCCCAACGUAUUGACCUCUGAACUGGAUCCCUCUGGGAUUCUAAGACUUGAAGCCCAUGUAAAGUCGUGAACAGUGAGGAUGCUUUAUUGGGAGGGUGUGAAGUAGUGGUGAUACAACUUACCCCUUAGGCUGGCUUUUAAUACACAAGAGUAGGAAAUCAGUGGUACAGCAUGUAAAUGGAGGCCUGAAUAGUAACCCAGUAAAGGAAGUUGUUAUGAUCAGCAAAUACUCUGCCUCUGGAGGGCAGGAAAGCUUAAGGAAAACCUCAGUGAAGGAAGAUAUGAUAAAGCAGUGCAGCUGAAAAAGGCUGAGCUUUCCCAGAAUAAGUUGUAUACUCUCCUACAGGAAAGGAUGCUUGUGUGUAGAUUGCUUGUUCAGCCCAGGGACCUCUCAGCAGCCAGGGGCAUCCACUGAAGAGGCAGCAGUGUGCUACAGCUUGGGUCCAGAGACUGUCAGACCUCCAGAGUCCAUGGGGCUGUAGCAGGUGAGCAUGUCUAGCUUUCUCCUUGGCCCCCUGUGCCAAUUAGAGAACAAGAGUCAGUUCCUUCCUCACCAGGCCUGUCGGAGGUUAAGCUAUACAAUUAGACCCAUGGCUACACUCAGAAUGAGGGUGCAGGAUGGCUCAUGAAGAAUGACUAGAUGGUCCAGGGUGAUCUAAACCUCCCAUCUACACCACUGUAUCCAAUAUUGAUUUUAAUUUAUUCUUUGUUUUCUUAUGGCAAGUUUUUAUGUAGCCCUGUCUGGUCUUAAACUCACUCUGUAUAGCUGAGAAUGAGCUUGGAAGUGCUGAGCCUCCUGCCUCAUUUUCUCAAACACUGCGGUUGUAUGCAUGGGCCACCCCGUCUGCUCUCCUGUGCUUUGAAAUAAACCCAGGCUUCGGCAUCCCCUCUCAGCUGUGCUUGCUCUCAGGUCAACAUUGAGAAAACACUUGGUACGAGUAACAGUCUUCAAAUGCUGUUGGAUUUUGUUAAUAUUUUAUUUGCUGUCCCCUUAGCUCUCUGAUUCCCAAAUUCAGAUUGGCACUUGUUUGGGAUUGUGGGUUAUGGGUUUUCCGUGAUCCUGAGAUCCCUUUGUGCAAAGGUUUCUCCUCAUGCUGACAUAAUGCUAGCCUAUGAGUGUUCCACAGAUACAGAAAAGUAUCCAUGUGAGCCGAGUGGCUGACAACCAGAAAGGAGGUACACGUGUACAGGGCAGGCACAUGUGACAUUCUUGGGUAAUACAGAUGACACAAGGUGAAUGAGGGAAAUCCUUUACAGCCUAUGGCUAGCAUUAAACAUCAAAAAAUGAGCUGAAGAGCUUGAAUGAAGGCGCCUAGUGUGCAUGGGAAAGAUACUUUCAGAAGAUUGCGUAUUUUGUGAAAAAGUAGUCAAGGAUGGACCACUUCUCCACGAGGUGUUAGCCACAGAUGCCCCUGAAGUCUCUCAAAGAGUAUAGGCUAUUGCCAAUGCUUAUGAGGUGUCCCCAGAAACAGAUAAAAGGCUUCCUGAAGACAGCACAUGCUUUGGUUGCUGACUGGAGAAAACAAACUGAGACUGAGCUGGAAACUUCCUCCUCGCUGGCCAGCAUUCAUAGGACCUGUAGGUUCAGGCUACUGUGCAGCGCUGCAUCUAGACCUGGCAUGUUACUAAAAUGUCAAGCAAGAUGUGCCACUAGGGCUGGGGAGAUGGCUCAGCUGUUGAGGGUGCUUGCUGACCAGGCUGGCAACUAGAUCUUGAACCUACAUGAUGGAAGAGAACCAAAUCCUGCAAGUUGUCUUCUGCUCUCCCUACUCAUGCUGUGGCAUGCACCUAAUCUCCAGUGUGUAGGUAAAUGUAAUAAGAUCUAGUACUAUAGUAGCUUGACUAAAUGAUAGUGACCAGCUGCUUCCUGGUUGGAUCUAAGGCUUACUCUGCAGGGCUCAGUUCACACGUGUAAGAGCCAUUCACAACCCAGGACUAGACAGGCCCUAGUGUUUUGCUACAUGGAUAUAUUUUUGUGAGAUGGCUCUCAAGUUCAGAGUUUAUGCCUAUAGAUUAUUGUUUCAGUCAUUUUUGGACAGAGAAUCUUCUUUUUGCUGUAGGCAGUAGUUACUUAUGAAAUUUAUCACUCCCUCAUAUGCUUGGCACAUUCUAGAAAGGGGAGUGGCAUGCACCGGAGGAAGGAAUAGCAUGUUUUGGAAUGCCAUUGCCAAUCUUUUUGAAAUCUCAGUCCUUUAGUGUCAGUGUGGAGGUGUGGGCAUGGAGCCCUGCUCCCUUCCCUGAUGAUUUACUGGCAGUUAAUAUUCACUACAAGGAGUGAACAUGAGACCUCUGCCUCUUCCUGAAUAUCUUUUUGUUUCGUUUUUUUGAGACGAAAUCUUACUACAUAGUGCUCACUAACCAAGCUGGACUCACAGAGUUCCACCUGCCUCUGCCUCCUGAGUGCUGAGAUUAAAGGCGUGCACCACCGUGCCCAGGCUAUAUCCCUGAAUAUCUUUAGGCAGUUAAUGGUACUUAGACAGGAUGGUCUCACAGGGCCUCUUCAUCCUCUGCAUAUAAAAGCAGGUGAUUGUUGCUGGUAGAGGGAGAAAUAUUUUCUUCAGUGGAUUACCUAACCACAAGUUUCCAUGUUCUUGUAAGUAACCCUAAUUAAAGUAAUUGCUUCCUU
Messenger RNA from Psammomys obesus (fat sand rat), 5494 nucleotides. It is a transcript of the gene Znf93, whose product is annotated as zinc finger protein 93. NCBI's taxonomy places the organism in Eukaryota, Metazoa, Chordata, Mammalia, Rodentia, Muridae. Gene Ontology annotation, biological process: regulation of DNA-templated transcription. The coding region runs from base 91 to 1653 and encodes 520 amino acids. The transcript has 4 exons. The record is from RefSeq and is a predicted model, not a curated record.